AUGACCUUCACAGGGAUGGUCGAAGAGUCAUGCUCCAGCCGGCGCCUGACUCCUGUCUCCCCGCCCCGCAGGUACGAUUCCCAGGAGCUGAUGCAAAACUCCAGCUUCUGCCUGGUGCCGCGGGGCCGGCGCUUGGGGUCCUUCCGGUUCCUUGAAGCUCUCCAGGCCGCCUGCAUCCCCGUGCUUCUGAGCAACGGCUGGGAGCUGCCCUUCUCCGAGGUCAUCGACUGGAACAAAGCUGCCAUCAUUGGGGACGAGAGACUCCUCCUCCAGAUCCCGUCGAUAACCCGCUCCAUAGACCACGACAGAGUCCUGGCGCUCCGGCAGCAGACCCAGUUCCUGUGGGAGACCUAUUUCUCCUCGGUAGAGAAAAUCGUGCUGACGACCCUCGAGAUCAUCCAGGACCGAAUCCAGGCGCACAUCAGCAGGAACCACGUGAUGUGGAACGCGCAGCCGGGCGGGCUCUACGCGCUCCCCCAGUUCUCCACCAGCCUCGCCGACUUCCCCUUCUACUACUGCGCCCUGGGGCGCAGCCCAGCCAAGGAGUUCACCGCCGUCAUCCAGGCCGCGUCGCCGCUGCUCUCGCAGUCCCAGCCCAUCGUCAGACUCAUCCUCGCGGUGGCCAAGUCCAAGUAUUGUACCCAGAUCGUGGUGCUGUGGAGCUGCGAGAAGCCCCCGCCCCCGAGGAGCCGGUGGCCGUCCGUCCCUGUGCCCUUCAGCGUCGUGGAAGGGGAACACAAGACCAUGAGCAGCCGUUUCUUCCCCUACGACCUCAUCCGGACGGACGCCGUGCUGAGCCUGGAUGAAGACACUGUCCUAUCAACCAAUGAGGUUGACUUUGCCUUCACUGUGUGGUGCAGCUUCCCGGAGCGCAUCGUGGGUUACCCAGCCCGGAGCCAUUACUGGGACCGCAGCAAAGGCUGGUGGGCCUACACCUCUAAAUGGGCCAACGAGUACUCCAUGGUGCUGACGGGGGCGGCGUUCUACCACCGGUACUAUCAUUACCUGUACACCUUCUACCUGCCGGGCAGCCUGCACAGCAUGGUGGACCAGAUGGCCAACUGCGAGGACAUCCUGAUGAACUUCCUGGUUUCCGCAGUCACCAAGCUCCCGCCCAUCAAAGUCACCCAGAAGAAGCAGUACAAGGAGACCAUGAUGCAGCAGGGCUCUAAGACGUCCCGCUGGGCCGACCCGGAGCACUUUGCCCAGCGCCAGGCCUGUAUGAACUCCUUCGCCAGCUGGUUCGGCUUCAUGCCCCUCGUCCAUUCGCAGAUGCGGCUGGACCCUGUCCUCUUCAAAGACCAGGUCUCCAUCCUGCGCAAGAAGUACCGGGACAUCGAGAGGCUGUAGAGCCACCGAAGCCACGGACGGAGAGUGAGAAGGGGGUGAGGACCCCCCCAAAGAAGACUGUGGAGAAGGGACUCCCUCUUGGAAGCCACGGAGGCUUGGCCUGAGGGGCAGGGCCGGGCUGUGGGGCACAAGCAAGGGAGAGGGCCGCUGGGCCUGGCUCUGGGGUUAAACCUCUGGGGACAGUCGGAGGCUCGGGAUGCAGAGCGCAGAGUCCAGGGGCAGUUCUGUAACUGCUCGCUCCGUGGCUCCUGUCGCUGAUUGGUUCUGGUUUGAUCCCGCUUCCAAGCCAAGAAUCGUGUCUCCUCUCUGGGCCCGCGAGCUGCGAGUGCAGACGGAGCCGCAUCGAGACGCCCGCUCAGCCGCUCCCUGAUUUUAUCUUUAGCUGCCUUUUACCUUGGUUGCCAGCAAGGGCUCAAAGCCCUUUUCCUCUGGGUGCUUCGCACACAACGACUUCCCCAUCCGCAGGUCUGGCCCGUCAGAGAGUGGCCAGGGGCCGAGCCUCCCUGCCGGGCGAGCGUGGGAGCCCAGGGAAUCCGAGGGAGAGCCGAGUGCACUGCCCUGUGGUCCCCACGCCGUGCCUGUGGAGGAGGGAGAGAUCUGAGUGGGGCACACGGGGCUGCCACGCACUGAAAGGGGCAGGGAGCAAAGCCCCAGGGGUGUCAGCCCCAGCAGAUCCCCCGCCCCGCGCUCGCAGGGGUGGUAGAGAAGAGUCACAGCGCUCCGUGUCUGCACCAGCUCAGGGCUUGACUGCGGAGCCCCGGCAGGUCGUUCUGUGUCUGGACUAGGCAGAGGGGACAUCUCCCCUCCUGCCCCCUUCCAACAGGUGUCCCCACUACAUCCCGCCAGCCCCUGGGCAUGGGGGAUCCCACGGCAGCCCCCAGCAGAUCUUCAGCGCCCCGCUCAGGCCAGAGCCAGCUCCCCCGUCUGAAUCUCCCCUGGAACGGACGGGAGAAGGGCUGGCGAGGGUGGCUGAGCUGCAGGUGUGCGGGCGGGUGAAUGGGGUCUGCGUGGGAGGGCGAGGUUGCUGAGGGGGCAGGGUGGGAGCAGGCAUGAGGAGGGGGGCAGAGAAGUGAGAGGCCCCCAGCAGGUUCUGAUAAGCUGCAGAGAAGCCGGGAGCUCCCCGGCGCCCAUCGUCCCAGCCGUGGUGAGUCAGCUUCGUUUCCUCCUCCUCCAGGGAGCUGCCCCUCCCUCCGUGGGGGGAUCUGGAUCAGGGGCAGGGAGAGCUGGUUGGGGGCUCUCUGCAGAGCUCAUCGGGGGCAGAGGGAGGUGCAGAGGAGAGGAACUGUCAGACAUUCGCUCAGAGCCUGGAGCGCAGGCUUGCCAUGUCCGUACUCGGACACUAAGGCACAGGUGUGGGUCCAAGGUGGGUGUGUGGGGUCCCACGUGGUCUCUGAGGGCCAGUGCAAACCCUCCCCAUCGCUGGUUUAUCCCUGUAUCGGGGGUGGGCUGCAGAGGCAUCGUUCAGGGAGCGAGUCACUGGCUGGCAGCGAUGGGCCGGCGAUGGGUCCCGAAGCCAGGGAGGAGCCCGUGCUGUUGAGUGCGCCAGGGUCCCGGCGUGAACUCCUCAUCGUCACCCCCAGAGGUCAGUGGUGGCGUUGCUCCAGCCGCCUCCGGCAUGCACAGCGAUGAGAUGACGACGGGCUAAGGAGACCGAGCCGGAGGGCCGGGGAGGCAGGUCCCGGGGUGAGACCUGCUCCCGCCCGGGAGCCGCCUGAUGAAGAGUCAGACAGGACAGGCUAGAGCCCUGGGAGCCAGACGCCAGGUUAGUUACAAUGAAAUAACUGAGGCCUCCAGAGAGCAAUCGGCCGCAGGUGCCUGCAGGAGAGGGGGAGGAAAACCUCUUGCCACUUGCCCCUCCCCUUCUCACCGGCUCUGUCCGGCCCGGCUCCCGUUUGAUCCCUCAGCAGGUCAGGGUGGAAGUAGCAAGGGGCUGGCUCCAGGUGUCCUCGUUCCCACCUGCCCAUGGUGCCGGCUGCCCUGUCUCCCUGCCCCAGUUCAGCCAAAGGUGCGGGCUGGAGGUGGGCUUUGAGAAAGGCGACGGGCUCCCCAACCUGCCCCAACGCUCUGCUCGAAUGUGUCUCGUGCAGCAGCAAAAUCAGAACGUUUUAUGGCGACUCAGAUGUAAAACCCCCUCCUAGGAACACCUGUAAAUGCCCAUUUUGUAUCAGGAUUUGUUGAAUUAAACUGAACCGAGACUUUGUCAAGGGGCCUGUGCUGUGGUUUCUGUUCAGGGCACGGCCACGGUGUGUUUGACUCCAGCCCCGUAUUGCCCUGGUCAGCGAAAACCUCUGGAAGCUGCGUGGGAGUGGCAGACUCGGGCCAGAGCAGUGACGUCAGAGUUUAGUCUGGUUCUUGCCCUGCCCCAAUCGUCAGAGAACCACCCAGCCCCUCCACGAGCGCAGGGAAGAGACACGAGUCUCACAGGCCAGAGCUGAGCCCUUGGGGCCAGCUGCAUGUUUCCUUGGUUCUGGUGAAGGUUAGCUGUGCCGUUGAGCCCCAGAUCCUGCCGUCCGUAGUUAGGCAGAGCUCCCGGGUGAAGGGCUGCAGGAACCAGCCCUGAGCAGGGCCCCAUGGCUCAGCAGCAGGGGCGCUGCGUGAUUUAGGCCUCGUGUAUGCUAGAGAGUUUAAAUGGCAACAGUUCCGCCGACAGAGGGCUACUGUCAAGGCUAUUUCAGCAGAGGGCGUUCACAUGGCAUCAGAUUGUAGCUGCAAAAGACGUGUGGCUCCGUGGGCUGGCAUCCCAGUGUCCCCUGUGCCACCUUCUGACACCUUGUGGGGAAUUUUGGCUGUGUCUUGUGGGAUAUCCGCACUCCUCACAGGGAAUUUGGGACUGUGGGGUCGAAUUCCCAUAAAUCCCGUGGUACUAUUCCAUAAUCUACUCUUAUUCGCUCUGUUUUCAGCCGCACUGCUGAAACCAUGGACGCAGCACUGAGCAGCAAUGCUCUGGUGUCCAUUUUAAGGCCGGGACAAGGCAUUCUCUUGUAUUUGCAAGCCCACUGUGCUCAGAGUCAUGGUACCGAGGAUGAGUGGGCAGCAAAAGACAUUGUCCAGCCGCGACAAGCAUUUGCCGACCAACAGGCGCUGAGCGGUGGCUUUGGGGUGUGAUGCAGAACUAGGCCGACCAGCAGAACCUUUGGACAUGGGAGGCCACAUCCCUGGAGCUAUGUGCCAGGCUCGCCCCGGCCCUGCAGCACCCAGGCACUGAGACAGCAGCUGCCCUGACUGUGAGGAAAUGGGUGCUGAGAGCCAGGUGGGAGCUUGCAGCCCCACAUUGCUAUCGGGCGGCAGGCAAGGAGUUUGCUGCUGGGAAAAGCCACAAGGAGGGUAACUGUCAUCCAGGUGCGCAAGGCCAGUAAACGUGUCCAGCUGCACAGCAGUGUGACUGGACAGUGUGCAGGAAAUCAUAGAUGGAGUCAAUGAAAUGGGCUUCCCUGGCUGGGCAGGGGGUGAUAGAUGGGCUGCACAUUCCGAUCCUGCCUCCUUCCCUACUUGCCUUUGAGGGGGACUCCUCCAUGGUUGAGCAAGCUUUGGUGGAGCACCAGGGAUGAUUUACUGAACAGAGCAUAAGAGCAGCCAUACUGGGUCAGACCAAAGGUCCAUCCAGCCCAGUAUCCUGUCUUCCCACAGUGGCCAAGGCCAGGUGCCCCAGAGGGAAUGAACAGAACAGGGAAUCAUCAAGUGAUCCAUCCCCUGUCGCCCAUUCCCAGCUUCUGGCAAAGAGAGGCAAGGCUACUGACACUUUGGCUGGGGUGGGAAGGUCCAUGGUGCUUUAUCUUUAGGAACACAGCACCUCUCGACAGGUUGAAAGCAGGGUCGAUUCUCCCAGUCUGGCCUAUUGGCAUUAAUGGGUUCCAAAGCCCACUUGGAGUCUCAGGGAUCAGGGCCACCCUUUGCUCCCCUGGCUCAUGAAG
This is a messenger RNA of Chelonia mydas (Green sea turtle), 5261 nucleotides long. RefSeq names its product exostosin-1-like. Lineage: Eukaryota; Metazoa; Chordata; Testudines; Cheloniidae. The transcript is spliced from 11 exons. Gene Ontology annotation, molecular function: glycosyltransferase activity. Bases 1 to 1350 code for a protein of 449 amino acids. The record is from RefSeq and is a predicted model, not a curated record. Gene Ontology annotation, cellular component: membrane.